Messenger RNA from Oryzias melastigma (Indian medaka), 1862 nucleotides. RefSeq names its product trans-L-3-hydroxyproline dehydratase. The transcript is spliced from 6 exons. Gene Ontology annotation, molecular function: hydro-lyase activity. Bases 128 to 1162 code for a protein of 344 amino acids. The record is from RefSeq and is a predicted model, not a curated record. NCBI's taxonomy places the organism in Eukaryota, Metazoa, Chordata, Actinopteri, Beloniformes, Adrianichthyidae.
CUGGCCUCCGAGACAGCAGGGGGCGCUAAGUUCUUUUGACACUCUCCAAGUUCCACGUCCGCGACUGAAAAAGAUAAACACCGUUUUUUAAUUAAAAAACACGAAUUUUUCUCUCUUUCAGUUGAAGAUGGAGGUGCAGUCCCCGCCUCAUCAGGGAGCCGAGUUCUCCGUGGUGGACAUGCACACCGGCGGAGAGCCAUUGCGGAUCAUCAUCAGCGGUUAUCCUGAGGUCAAAGGUGACACCAUCCUCUCCAAGCGCCGCCACGCCCAGGAGCACCUGGACCACCUGCGGAGGGCGCUAAUGUUCGAGCCCCGGGGUCACGCCGACAUGUACGGGGCUCUGAUCGUGGACAGCGAGACGCCGGAGGCCGACCUGGCGGUGCUGUUCAUGCACAAUGAGGGCUACAGCACCAUGUGUGGGCACGCCGUCAUCGCUCUGGGCCGCUUCGCCGUGGACUACAAACUGGUGAAGGAACCACAAAUGCCCGAGACACAAGUGAACAUCCUGUGUCCCUGCGGCCUGGUCAAGGCUUUCGUCGAAUAUUCUGAUGGCAGAACUGGAAGAGUGAGAUUCCUGAGCGUGCCGGCGUUCGUCUUUGCAGAAGAUGUGACGGUGACCGUGGAGGGUUUUGGUGAGGUGACGGUUGACAUCAGCUACGGGGGAGCUUUCUACGCCUUCAUUGAUGCCCAGAGGUUUGGUCUGGACGUGACGAAGUCCAGGACUCGAGAUCUGGUGGACGCCGCCACAGCUGUGACCAAAGCUGUCAAAUCUCAGGUCAAGUUGUAUCAUCCAUGCAGUGAAGAUCUGGCCUUCCUCUACGGCACAAUCCUCACCGACGGCAAAGACGAGUUCUCCCCCGAGCCUACAGCCAACAUGUGCGUGUUUGCAGAAGCUCAGGUGGACAGAAGCCCCACCGGCUCCGGAGUUACAGCUCGGGUGGCUCUGCAGCAUCACAAAGGUCUCCUCCAGCUGAACCAGACCAGAACCUUUCAGAGCGGAGCCACCGGAUCCCAGUUCACAGGGAAAGCCGUCCAGGAGGCAGAGUGUGGAGACUUCAAGGGCGUGGUGGUGGAAGUCUCAGGCAGAGCUUUUUACACCGGAGUGUCGCGGUUUGUGCAGGAAACGGAGGACCAGCUGACCACGGGGUUUCUGCUGAAGUGACACUUUAAACCCCUCAAACAUGCACCAUCAGAAACUAGAAAGUGUGGAAGAAAUCUUUGAAAAAAAAUCAUUCUUGAUGCUUAAAGUUUAGAAUAGCACUUCAGUUUUUUGUAGAAUAUAUAAAACAGUUAGAAAAAUGUGUCAUCUGUGAAUUCAAAUAUGUAGUUGCAGUGAACACAUUUGUCCACUAGAUGGAGCCAUACAUUUACUUUCAAUGUGGAAAAUCAAAGUUUGCCAAUAAAAACAAAUGAAAAUUAAACACUUAAAAAAAUCAUAAUCAAUAUCUCCUGUUUAUUUUCAUCAGGUCAUUUUACAGUGGAAGGCAGUAUUUAAAUUAUAAAAGGGGGUGGAGUCUGAGGCCGUACAUCCACGGACAGUUUUGUUUGGAUGCAGCCAGCGCGCAGAAAACUGUUCCAGCACGUGAAAGCGGAGAACUCUUCAGAGGGAAAGGAGGCCGACGGGUUUCAGUACGUGAUUACUGUCGCUUAGUCAUGUGCCACAUGCACACUUCAUUUUGCCGCCACAAAGAAAAAUCAUGAGUUAAGGCCAGCUCUUAACAUGACAAAUAAAACAUUCAGGGAUCGUGUAUUUAUAUAUUUAUAUACUUUAGUUGACUGCGAGAGAGCAGCAGCGUCAGAGUUCAGGCGGGCAAAAGCGCUUCCUCUCAUCCUAUGAAACCAGUACAAAAAAAAAAAAAAAA